AACACGAAACAAAGUAACAAAUCAGAAUCUCUCUCUCUCUCUCUCUUGUUCUGUGUCCGAUCUCGACUCAGUAUUGGUUCGAAUUCAACCUAGGGUUUCCAAGUACGACGUCGUUUCAUCCAAUUAGGGUUUCCACUGCUCUCGCCCUCGUCCACCUUCGUCAACGCUGCGCUUUGCUCUCUAUGAAAUCUUUCAAUUCCGCGAAUUUCUACAUUUCGGAGUUGUUUUCGAGGCUCUGGGUGGGGAAGAAGGUGAUAUAGGAGCUCUGGAGGGUUAGGUUGUGGUGUUUCUUGAGAAUUUGAGGUUAAUUUUGCGGUUUAUGAGAGUUAGGGUUUCAUUUGAAGUAGUGGGAGAGAGAUGUUCUAUUCGCAGUUCAUAUUGGCCAAGAAAGGGCCGCUUGGGACCAUAUGGAUAGCGGCGCAUUUGGAGAGGAAGCUCCGGAAGAACCAGGUUGCUGAUACUGAUAUUGGCGUCUCAGUAGAUUCAAUUCUUUUUCCUGAUGUACCAAUUGCACUACGUUUGUCCAGCCAUCUUCUGCUGGGUGUGGUGAGGAUAUAUUCUAGAAAGGUUAAUUACCUUUUCGAUGAUUGCAGUGAGGCUUUGCUUAAGAUAAAGCAAGCUUUUCGCUCCACUGCAGUUGAUUUACCUCCAGAAGAAUCUACAGCACCAUAUCACUCCAUCACCUUGCCAGAGACAUUUGAUCUUGAUGACUUUGAGCUGCCAGAUAAUGAUAUUUUUCAAGGUAACUAUGUUGAUCAUCACGUUAGCACAAGGGAGCAGAUUACACUUCAAGACACCAUGGAGGGUGUGGUCUACUCUACAUCACAGUUUGGACUGGAUGAGCGGUUUGGAGAUGGUGACACUUCUCAAAUUGGUCUAGAUCUUGAUGAGGAUUUGUUUUUGGACAAGGUUUCAGCUCCUGGACAUGCUGGAGUUCUGUUGGGUUUGGAUGCUGAUCCUCAGGCAUCUGUCCACCCAAUUAUACCUCUUCAAAAAGAUGUAAUUUCAGAAGCUACAGCUGCUAAUGGCCUUGGAAAUCAGAUUGAAGGUCUUGCUGCAAGUACUGAUGUCAUGGAGUAUGCUCAGGCCCCAUCCACUCCUGGAUUAGUGGAAGAACCAAACUUGUCCAGUGUGCAAGAGGCUCUGGCCUGUGACGAUCAUUUGGAACCUGAGGAUCAUAAUUUGACAGAACUAGUAGCAAAAGAGAACCUAGAAAAUGCUUCCAGUGUGUCAAGUCUUCAUUAUGGGGAUAAAGUUGCUGCAGAUUGGACUUUGCUCAAUGAUACGAAUCAUGAUGCUGUUCUCAGCAUACCUGCUGAUGAGAAUGGGUACCUUUUGGGUGAACAGAAGAUCAAACAAGCAAAGCCACAAGGAGAUUCGCCAUCUGUUGCAGUGACGGAUCAGAUAUCAUCAGAAUGUUCAGUUGGGAAAGCUGCUGCACCAGAUGGCAUAGACAGGGCGGAAGAUAUGCAGAAUGGAACUCUAAGCAACCAUGGACCUGGAAUUCUAUCUGUUGAUCAAACCCAUGAGGAAUUUGAAGAACCCCAUGGGUUGGAUGAAACUGUAGGGAAUCCUAUUUUCUCUCAUGCUGCCUCUGAUUUGGAGGACCCUUGUCAUAGAGAAUGUCCUGGGACUGAGAAUAUUUCUGAGAAAUCUAUUUUAACUACUUCCUGCCCACCAGUAUUGGAAUGUAUUUCAGAAAAUGAUAAUGCAUCGCUUAAUCCAGAUGUAUCAGCAUCAAAUGCUGCAGGUUCAUAUGAAUCACCUGGUAGACCACACCUUGAAAAUGUCGAGGCUCAGGCUUUGAAUUCUGUAGUUCAUGAAGAAAUGCCACCUUGUAGUGUGGAUGUAGUUCAGGCAUGCAAUUCGCAUCUGAACCAAACUGAUUUGUCAUCUCUUGGAGAGACAUCUGGAAGGGAGGAGGAACCCCUUUCUACUGGAGUUUCCACUGAUGUGCAAGGUGAAGUGUGCCAUGCUACUGGGGUGUUGACUCCAGUUUGGGAGGAAAACCAGAUAUCAAUACCCACUUCUAAUGAACAUAUUGAGGCAGAUCGUAGCAAGUUAGAUGAGAAAAUGGACAAUGUGAUCUCAAGCGAUGCUCAGUUACUAAAAAGUUCCACAAAUUCUGAUUUGCCUGCACCUGAAAAAUUGCUCUCUAUGCCUGAAGGGCUUGUUGAUCCACCAAAUGAUUUCCUAGUGGAGUUGACUCCAGAUAAAGUGCUAGAAGGGAGUGAGGGAGAUGGUGCUGCCAUGAAAAACAUUUCAGGAAAAAAGCGCAGUUUCACAGAAAGCACACUAACCUUGCACUCUCUAAAUUCAGUCGAAACUUUUGGGGUUUCUAAAUCCAGAAAAACUGCAGAAUCAAUUCCUGAUGAUGAUGAUUUGUUAUCUUCCAUCUUAGUUGGAAGAAGAUCUUCAGCAUUGAAAAUGAAACCUACUCCUCCACCUGAAGUAGCAUCUAUGAAACGCCCCCGGACUGCAACCCGGAGCAAUGCAUCUAAGAGGAAGGUGCUUAUGGAUGAUCCCAUGGUCUUGCAUGGCGACACAAUACGGCAACAAUUGACAAGUACUGAAGACAUACGCCGUGUGCGGAAGAAAGCUCCUUGCACUCGUCUUGAAAUUUGGAUGAUUCAGAAACAAUUUUUGGAAGAUGAAAUUUUCAGUGAACCCAUAUCCACUGGAAUGUCAGCAGAAUUGAUGUCUUUGUACAAUGAAACAUAUGACCUGAGCACAGUCAGGGUCUUUGAAAAUAAUGCUUCUUCAGAAGCAGCUAAGGAAAUGGAGCUCUCUGUGAAGCCAAAUGUUACCAAAGAAAUUGGAGAGGAAGGAAGUGUAGAAUCUUUGGCAGUUAGAAAUGAUGGUGAAGUGGAGUCUGCUCAGUCCCUCGUGCAGACUGAGAACCAGCAUGGUGAAGACCAUUCCUUAGGCAUCCAUGAUAAUGAUACUCAAGUGAAGACUUUACGAUGUGAAUUUUUUGGGGAAAUAGCUGAAAUGGAAAUCGAUGGACAGAGCAUUGCUGUUGCUGAUGCAUCAGAUCGUGAUGCCACUCAUGGGGUUGAUUCAUUGUCUACUGCUGGUCCCAUCUCUGGAGAUAUUUGUGACUUGUCAGUGGGCUCCAUGGUCCAAUCAACUCUUAUGGAAAAAACAAGUGGUGCAGAUUCUACUCAGCUGAUAGAUGAAUUGUGUGUAUCAUCAUUCAAUCAGAGGUUGGAUGCCAUUUCUGUAGAGAGGGAUGCUUCUGCUGUGGAUUCAAGCAAUGGUAAAGGAGUUGAUACUAUUGAAGUUGCAGAAAAUAAUAAUGACAACAUUGUUGGAAUUGGAAGUGAAUCUAGGCAAAAGGGUGAGCCUUUGAUGGAAGAAACUGUAGGCAUUCAAACAGUUGAAACCGGAGAGGAAGUUCAUACAGUUUGUGCUGCACCAGCUGACAAUGAAAAUUCUUCACUUGCAACUGUGACUCUGGAAGCAAGUGGAUGCAGCAACUUGGUUGUUGUAGCUGAAGACCAAACCACAGAGGAAAUCAUUAAUUAUAAGUCAGGGAUUGUAAAUGAUGUUGAAGUCCUGGAUGCUGAAUUGGGCUAUGAUGACAAAAACCCAACCUCUAACUCUAUCUGUAGUGAAGAACCUAAAAUUGAAUCUUCAUAUGCAAAAGAAAUCGAUGAGGAAAUGAAAAAUGCUUUCUUCAAUGGUGAAGAAAAUAUUCCCUUGAAUGAUAUUGAAAAACCAGUAUUUCUGGAAGCUGAAUCACAUACUGUUGUGGAUACAGAAUUCUCAGCUAUUGACCAUUCUGCCAUUGAAGAUCAUGGUGAUUUUGCGAACAUAACAGUUGGGCAUGAUACAGAGUUUCUGAAUGUAGAUGAUGAUGAAGUGGCUGAUGAUGACGACUAUAUGCCUUCUGCUGAAGAAAAUCGCUUUCUUGAGAACAGUGGAUGGUCUUCCCGCACCAGAGCUGUUGCCAAGUACCUUCAAAACUUGUUUGAUAAGGAAGCUGAACAUGGAAAAAAGGUUAUUCCAAUGAAUAACUUAUUAGCUGGCAAAACUCGCAAGGAAGCAUCAAGGAUGUUUUUUGAAACAUUGGUACUUAAAACUAGGGAUUACAUACAAGUGGAACAGGAGAAGCCUUUUGACAACAUUAAUGUAAAGCCCCGGGUAAAGCUCAUGAAAUCAGACUUCUGAUCCCUCCCCUCCUCCCCCUUCUCCAACAGAAAGAGUAUAGGACUUGGUCACCCAUAUAUAUACCCAGUAGCCCUCCUCCCCAUGUAAUUCCAUUUGGCGUACGCUUGGAGAUUAUUCAUCUCAUCCCUCUUUAAUCCUUCUUUUUUUUUUUUCAAUAAUAUUCUUUUUCUAAGUUAUGUUUUUUUUAGGUCCUAUGUAACUCCAGUAGUAGUUCUUUUAACAGUGGGGUCUAGCGCCGCCUGCUUGUGUACCAUCUUUAAUUAGCGAUUCUAGCAGCAACAACACUAGUGUUGUAACGAGGACAUCGAAUUUAUAUUUAUAUAAAUAUAUAUGUAUAUAUCUGUAAAAUUAAUUACACCAUUACCAAUUGAAUCUG
Molecule: messenger RNA, 4549 nt
Organism: Vitis riparia (riverbank grape)
Lineage: Eukaryota; Viridiplantae; Streptophyta; Magnoliopsida; Vitales; Vitaceae
Product: sister chromatid cohesion 1 protein 4
Exons: 16
Coding region: 358-4173 (1271 amino acids)
Biological process (GO): replication-born double-strand break repair via sister chromatid exchange; synaptonemal complex assembly; mitotic sister chromatid cohesion
Cellular component (GO): cohesin complex; synaptonemal complex
Molecular function (GO): chromatin binding; protein binding
Source: RefSeq, a predicted model, not a curated record